UCCAGCGUGUUUGAAGGCUGCUUGCUGCCUGAGUGUCCUUUUGUCCCUCCUCUCGCCGCACAGCCCCAAUGACAGCGGGGACCACCGGACCCAUGCCAUCCUGAUCCCGGCCCCAGCAUGCCGGACAUAGAGCCGGACAGAAGCAGGAAAGCCCAGCCAGAGGGGGAGAGGGCAGACCCGGCUGGCAGCCAGCAUGGCACGGCUGGGGUCCUUGAUAAGCUGUUCGGAAAGCGCCUUCUUCAAGCUGGCCGCUAUAUCACAUCCCACAAGUCCUGGAUGAGGACUGUGCCCACUGAAAAUUGUGAUGUGGUUCUUACCUUCCCAGAUACGACUGAUGACCAUACUCUACUCUGGCUGCUCAAUCAUGUUAGACUGGGAAUACCUGAGCUAAUAAUGCAAAUUCGCCAUCAUCGACAUACAAAAAUCUAUGCCUUCUUUGUCACAGCAACAUAUGAGAAUUUACUCCGCGGUGCGGAGGAGCUUGGACUUCGGAAGCCAGUGAAAGCAGAGUUUGGAGGUGGAACCCGUGUUUUUUCCUGUGAAGAGGACUACAUUUAUCAGAAUAUUGAAAAUGAGUUGAAUUUUUUCACAUCUCAGGAACGUCAGAGCAUCAUCCGGUACUGGAUGGAGAACCUCAGAGCUAAACAAGGAGAAUCUUUGCACAAUAUUCACUUCCUGGAGGGCCAACCAAUCAUCCCAGAGCUUGCAGCCCGUGGAGUUAUCCAGCAGAUUUUUCCUGUGCAUGAACAGAGAAUCCUGAGCCGUCUCAUGAAGUCCUGGGUCCAGGCGGUGUGUGAGAGACAGCCCCUAGAUGAAAUCUGUGAGUAUUUUGGGGUGAAGAUUGCCAUGUAUUUCUCAUGGCUGGGGUUCUACACCUCAUCACUGGUUUAUCCAGCUGUCUUUGGCAUGAUGCUUUGGUUCUUCACUGAAUCUGACCAGACCAGUCGGGACAUCUGCUGUGUAGUCUUUGCGCUCUUCAACGUAGUUUGGGCUACUUUGUUUCUAGAAGGUUGGAAACGGAGAGGAGCAGAGCUAGCCUACAAGUGGGGGACAUUAGAUACCCCUGCUGAAUUCAUUGAGGAGCCAAGACCACAGUUCAGGGGUGUCAAGAGAAUCAGUCCAGUGACCAAUUGUGAGGAGUUCUACUACCCCCCAUGGAAGCGCCUCCUAUUUCAGUCCUGUGUCAGUCUGCCUGUCUGCAUGUCCUGUCUCUGCUUCGUCUUCGUUGUGAUGCUUGCUUGCUUUGAGCUGCAGGAGUUCAUCCUCAGUAUCAGAGAGCUCCCAAGGCUUGUGCGCUUCUUUCCCAAGAUCCUUUUGGCUAUUAUAGUUAGUUCCUGUGAUGAGGUGUACAGGAAGAUUGCGUAUUGGUUAAAUGAUAUGGAGAAUUACCGUUUACAGAGUGCCUAUGAGAAACAUCUAAUCAUCAAAAUUGUUUUAUUCCAGUUUGUAAAUUCCUACCUGAGUCUUUUCUACAUUGGUUUCUACCUCAAAGACAUGGAGCGACUUACGGAGCUCCUGCUCGUUUUCUCUCUACCCCAAAGCUUCACCCGUCAGAUUAAAGAUGCCCUUCUCCCUUUCCUCACCCUCCAGUUUCACCUGUUCCUCAUCGUCCUCAGGGGGCUUCUCAGAUCAGCCUGGCGCUUCAUCAGGUCUAAAAUGCUGGCCACACUCCUGGUCAUACGUCAGUUCCUACAGAAUGUGAAGGAAGUUGCGCAACCCCACUUGUACCAGAAAGUGCAGCAAGGAGAAAUUAAUCCAAGAUCUAUUAUGCUCUUUGUCCGGUAUGCAUUAAGGAGGCUUGUGCAGAAGUAUGCACUCCCUCAGCGGCCUGCAAGGACACCUGGGGAUCCUCUAGAGCCUGGUUUUGGAAAUCGGAAGAAAUGCUUAAACGGAGGUUGUGGUGUGCCAGAGGAGGAGGAGGAAGGAGUCUCUGAAGAGGAAGAGUUAGAAGAAGAAAGCUUUAUGGAUUGUGGACUGAAACUGAAGAGGGUUAGCUUUUUAGAAAAAGAGGGAAGGCGUGUGGAAGAGUGCAUAUUGUCUCAGCAGGAUGAUGAUAUUGGCUUUUUACAGGAAGGGAGUCCUACUCUUGUGGAGAAAGGCAGUGACCCAGCAUCGGUUUUCCAGUUAGAAGAUGAUGAAGAUGAUGAGAAAGAGGUUAGUGGGGAGCUGCAAGAUAUUGAGGAACCGGAAGCUGCUGUAAAGCUGAGGCCACAUAAAAGAAGAAAGAAGAGGCUUAAUGUUGAGCAGAUGUUGAGCAGGGAAGGCGAUGAAGAAGAAGAAGAAAAUGUAAGAAAGCAUAAAAGAGAAUCCUGGAUGGACCCUCCAGAAGACCAUUGUACUACAAAGCUCACACAAGCAGAGGUUGAAAGUUGCAUGAAGAAGUAUGAGGAUACCUUCCAAGACUAUCAAGAAAUGUUUGUGCAGUUUGGCUAUGUGGUCCUCUUCUCAUCUGCUUUUCCCCUCGCAGCCGUGUGUGCCCUUGUCAAUAACAUUAUUGAAAUCCGCAGUGAUGCCUUCAAGCUGUGCAGUGGACUUCAGAGACCAUUUGGUCGCCGUGUGGAUGGUAUAGGACAGUGGCAAAAUGUGAUGGAAGCAAUGGGUGUCAUUGCCAUUAUUGUGAAUUGUUACCUGAUUGGACAGUGUGGGCAGCUUCAGAGAUUAAUACCAUGGCUUGGUCCUGAAUCUGCCAUCAUAUUUAUUGUUGUCUUAGAGCAUUUUGCACUGCUUCUGAAGUAUAUUAUACAUGUGGUGAUUCCAGACAUCCCUGGGUGGGUAGCUGAAGAGAUGGCAAAGUUGGAAUACCAAAGGCGAGAAGCAUUUAAGAAACAUGAACGUCAGGCCCAGCAUCGGUAUCAGCAGCAACAGCGCAGGAAGCGAGAGGAAGAAGAAAGGCAACGUCAUGCUGAUUAUCAUGCACGAAAAGAACGGGAGCGGGGAGGAGAGGAAGGAAGAUCCGGCCAAGAACCUCAAGCACAUGAGAAGAACUCAAGUAAAAAUAAGCCAUGUGGUUCCCAAGGUGGGAACACUCAUGACAAACCGAAGAGGCCCAGCUCCCUGCUGGCCAGCAAUAAUGUGCUCAAACUCAAGCAAAUUAUACCCCUGCAAAGCAAAUUCUUGUCAGGGACCAAUGCCAAAUCUCCACAGUCUCCUCCAGGGGGAGAUACCAAAAUACCUAGCUUCCUGAGCUUCAAGUUCUUGAAAUCUCCAGAAACACGGAGAGAGGCAGCACCAGAAAGAGCCCAUUCUCCAACCAAACCUUUCCAUCCUGGUAAACUAUUUAACUUUGGUAAAGGGGAAGGGCAAAUAGGUGGCAAUGGUGUGGGAGCACCUAUUUCAGUGCAGCCUCGAGGGGCAACAGCUGCAAUUGCCUCAUCAGAUGGGACAGUUCCUGGAAAGUCUCAGCUAAAUGGAGUUUCAGAAGACAUACCUGUGGAUGAUGCAGAUGAUCAGGGGAGGGCACAUAAACAGUGACCUCCUGUGACCGUAUAACUGCCUCCAUCCCUCUAACAACAUAAGGGCAUGGUAGCACUGCAAGAGGUGGAGGUGGGUAACUAUUCAGAGGGAAAUUAUUUCCUUUCUCAUAAUGGUGAGAGUGAUUAUCAAAGAGGAUUUCAGUGGUCUGGAGAUGCCAUCUUGCAUAAUGAGCUACACUGGUGCAAUAUGCUAUAUAACCCACCUUGUGACAAGAAGGUGCUGCAUUGUAUAAUGAUGCUGAGUAUCGCUAUAUACUUCCAGCCUUACUGGAUAAUGAACUUUCUGUACGGUGUUAUGAUGCUGAGUAUCCAUAUACACCUCCAAAAUUUUAAAUGAGUGGAUUUCAUUAUUCAGACAUCCUGCGCUACACCAUUAUGAUGAGUAUUACACACAAUCUGCUCAUCGUAAUGAUGGCAUGGUGAACACAGUAACUUUAAUAUAUCCAAUACAUAUCUGAGCCCAUAAUAGUGAAAUUUCUGAGGUGUAUAAUGAUGCAGAGUAAAUCUUCACAGAACAUUACCAUAUCCAUUCCCUCCUGAUCGGGCACCGAUAAUAAAACCUGAACUAAGAAAGGGCGAAGGCAAUAGAGGUAUUAGCACUGGUAACCUCUCCUGCAGUGCCUUAUUGCAGGCCAAUCUGGCUGUGGAGAGGAUUAACCUCAUCUCUACAACAGUUCCUCACCGACCAGCUCCUCUCCACUUCUCUGUGUGAUAACUCUGCUGCCUUCUUGAAUCCUGUAAAUCGUUUGCUGAUCUGGAGGCCCUAUCUAUUGAUUUCAGUAGAUAACCACCAACAAUAAAGUAGAGAGGCUUUUUUUAAUUUUUUUUUAUAUUCAGUUUUAUGUAAAGUGUAUAUGUAACGGUCUCGUCAUGUCACCAUAUGACAGUCAGAAGAUGGGUGAAUGAAGGUGGUCCACAUAUCAGCACCUCAAUACUGCACUUUCUUCCUCUUUCAUGUGGUGGCUUCAUUCACGUAGAUCCUGAAUAACUUGUUUGGAGAAACUCACAAAACACAAAGCAUUUCCUUCAUGUUCAGUACUUGGGCUUGGUUUCUGCUCGGUGUGUCUCAUACUGUACACUGAAGAGUGUGACACUUUUUUCCUUCCAGGGGUGAGAUUUUAGGUCCUGUAAGGCAUCAUGCACACUACUGUUGUUGUGUCCGUUGUUCCGUUUUCUGCGGACCCAUUGACUUUCAAUGGGUCCGUGGAAAACUCGGCUAAUGCACAGUUUGUCGUCCAUGAGCCGUGUUUUCAGUCCGUGAAAAAAAUAGGACCUGUCCUAUUUUUUUUACGGACAACGGUUCGCAGACCCAUUCAAGUCAAUGGGUCCGUGAAAAAACACGGAGGCACACAAGAUUGUCA
This is a messenger RNA of Bufo gargarizans (Asiatic toad), 4834 nucleotides long. RefSeq names its product anoctamin 8 (gene ANO8). Lineage: Eukaryota; Metazoa; Chordata; Amphibia; Anura; Bufonidae. Gene Ontology annotation, biological process: chloride transmembrane transport. Bases 118 to 3471 code for a protein of 1117 amino acids. The transcript has 18 exons. Gene Ontology annotation, molecular function: chloride channel activity. Gene Ontology annotation, cellular component: plasma membrane. The record is from RefSeq and is a predicted model, not a curated record.